AUGGUAGCGCAGGGCUCACGAGCCAAGCCGGUUCGGCGCCUGAAAAAGGGCACCGAAACCACAAAAUCCCACCGCUGGGAGCCCUUUUCGCAACGCAUCGCGAAGCUCAAAAUCGAUCCGAUCCAUCGCGUGCGCCGGGCGAGCUUUGGUGAAGAUGCCGACGAGACCUCCUCCUAUUUUCGGUCGGCCCUUGACCAUUGGGUCGAAAUGAACCUGUCCGACAAUUUCAGCACCUUUGCACGCCGUGUCAAUUCCCUCUCCGAAACCCUCGCCCAGAUCCUGUACCACGAAGAGAAGAUAAUGGCGCUGUUGGUGGAAUUUAUUGAGAAGAGAGACCAGAACUCCAUAGAGCCUCUGAUGAGUCUUCUUGCACAAUUUGCUAGAGAUCUGGGAGUUCGUUUUGAGAAGCACUUUGCGGCGUCCGUUACUCUGGUGGCGUCUGUUGCUGCUACACACCCCGAUGUCGAGGUCGUGGAAUGGAGUUUUACUUGUCUGGCUUGGAUUUUCAAGUUCCUUUCUCGACUUUUGGUGCCAGACCUGCGACAGCUUCUGAGUAUCAUGACACCAUAUCUCGGUAAAGAGCGACAAAAGCCAUUCGUUGCUCGGUUUGCAGCCGAGUCCAUGUCGUUUUUGAUCCGCAAAGCCGGUCUCGUCUACUAUAAAAACAAGACGCCCCUCGAGAACGCCGUUUCCUAUCUCUUUGACGACAUUUCGAAAGCAGCACAGGAAGGGAAGAACAUUGAAAACUAUAAGGAAGGCUUGAUGUCCAUGUUUUCAGACGCUAUCAAGGGAUUCAAUAACGGCCUUCAUUCCAAUGGAAUGGAUAUUCUUCGUUGUGUUCUGAACCAGCUUCCUCCGGCCAAUGAAAGGCGCAGCGAGCCAGGGGACGUUGCAUACGGUUUGGUGAUCAACCUUGUCCACCACACCACCCCCGAGACUUUCGGCCCUAUUCUUGACACAGUCAAGGAAUAUGUUGAAUCUCGAUCAGAAGGGUCCAAGAACCCGAACUUGCCCGAAUGCUGCCGUCUGGUCUUCGUAUGCUUUGGAACCCGCAAGGCAACCCGAAUUAGAGACUGGAAGUCUGUUCAUCAGACCCUUGUGUCAUUGCUGAAGCAGGUGGCCGCAAACCCGGAUAAAAACUCAGAAACCAUCCCUCAGCUUCUCGCCGCUGUCGCCUACGCCCUGCAGAUGUCUCCCAUGGAUGAGAUGCUGCCAUAUCUGCGCCCCUUGAUAGAGCAAGUGUCAACAGGACCUCUCUCGAAGUAUUUCCUGUUUUUCUGCACCACAUUCUCGGAAUGGGGUUCCGAGCGUUUUCAAAGUCUGCUCGUUCCAUAUUUCCAGAAGUUUAUCAAUUCAUCUUGGCAAGCGCAUGAGCUGGAGAUGUGUCUGACUCUGCUCCGGCUUAACCAGUCGGGCUGUAUCACAUCUGAGUCAUCGAAGCCGGGCUACGUCUCAUGUCCUGACGGUUUGAACUCUCGCAUUUUCGAUUCAUUGAAAUACCCUAUGAGUGAUGAACAAGUGGUGAAUGCGUUGGUCAAGAUCCCGAAGGCCAUCUCAUUGUUUGCAGACUCUGCUACUCUACCCAAGAUUGUGAAGAAGCUGCAAAAUAAUCUUGUGUCCGCCUUGAAAGAUGCUGCUACUGAGACAGACGGCAAGCAGAAUAAUGACUUAAUUUUUUACCUGGGCCAGGGUUUCAAGAUUUAUGUCGACCUAGCGAAUCAAGCAGGAAAGCUCGACACAGAUCUUUGGAAAUCAAUUCUUGCAGUAUCGACCAAAUUCGCUCGCCUCCCAUUAUUCCUCGAGGGUGUCUUGCCUUUUAUCACUUCACUUCCCGAGUCGUUCGAUCUGGAAACUCCUGCCUUGGAAGAUUUCGCCCGCAGCCUGAUCUUCAACCUGGCUAGCCCCUCGCAGAGACUCAGACUUGUAUCUCUUCAAAUCCUACGUGAAUUGAUCGCUAGAGUCCCUGGCGACGAUGUUUCUCCCGUCUCUCUAGCAAUUGAAGUCGAGGAAAGUCCUUUGACCCUGCAAAGCGCUAGAACGGUGUCGAUGCACGUCAGAAAGCUGGCACUUCUCUAUCCUCAAAUCGCGUCUCACAGGUGGAUGGCUAGUCUCAUUCCUUACUUCUGCUUUGGUUUGUUUUCGAAGAAGCUGACUCCUCUCUGGGACGAUUCCGCAGCUGCUCUGAAAACCAUAAGUGAACAUCCAGAGGGAGAGAAGAUUGUCUCGGACUUGUCUGUUCAGUGGCUGCAGGAGCGGGACUCUGGUGCCACAAAUGAGGAUGAGGUCGAGGAAGAGAAUGAAGAUUCGUUUGUUUCAAGUCACUUCGAGUGCUUCAAUGUGCGCAAGAUCGAAAGUGUCUUCGCUGCCAACAUGAAGACUAUGGAGGAUCCCUCUGCAAUCUUGUCUCAGCAGUUCGACAAAGAUCACAAGAUUGCUGAACUUGUUCCCGGUUUCCCUCGCAGCCAUGCGCUUCGCGUGUUGAAUGCCACUCCCAAUGUGGCCGAAAAGCGAUCACGCCAAGUCAUGCCUUUGUUCCUCUCCUGGGCUACCCGGGACGAUCAAGAUGAUCUGCCUGCCACUGGUGAUGACACCGAGGAAACCGACUCUACGCCAACUCGAUGGGGCUUCAAGGAUCGACUGGCAAUGCUUGGCCUGCUUGGUCAAUUCGUCAACCCUAAAGUUCUCUUCAAGGCACCAGAGGUUCACGACGCGAUUCUCGGCCUCCUGUGCCACGGUAACUCGGAAAUCCAGAAGGCUGCUCUCAAGGCGCUCUUUACCUGGAAGAACUCGCAUGUUCUGCCCUAUCAAGAGAACCUGCUCAACAUUCUCGACGAGUCUAGAUUCAAGGACGAAAUGGCAGUCUUCGUUCGUGUUGGCGGCGAAGACAGUUUGAUCGAACAGGAGCACCGCCCUGCUCUGCUUCCUGUGCUUCUUCGACUGCUUUAUGGUCGCAUGAUCUCGAAGGCUGGUGCCUCUGGUCAAGCUGGUCAGGUUGGACGAAGAAAGGCCAUCCUGAGAACCCUAUCUCUUCUUUCCGAAGAAGACUUUGGACAUUUCAUGCAACUCGCAUUUGGUCCUCUGGCGGAGGUUUUUGUUGUCAAGGACAACGCCGAGAACUCGUCUGCCUUCUUAGAAGAGUUCACCAGCCCUAGGAGACAACUUGGUCUGCUCAAAAUGCUUGACACUGUCUUUGAUACCCUUCAAAGCCGCAUGGCUCCUUACUCCACACAGACCAUGAACGUCGUCAUUUACUGUCUGGUCCGCGCGUGCCGAGCCAUCUACGACGAGGGCAGCGACAUCUAUGUCGACCGAUCUGAUGAGCGUCUCCUGGCCAUUUUCCAGAACAUUCGUCAAACCUGUAUCCGCUGUCUCAAUCUCAUCUUCUCGGUCGCCUCGGAUCGCGAUUGGACUCCUUAUGUUGGCAUCAUCUUCAAGGAGCUGAUCAACAGCAGACUUGAUCAGUUCCCCAUCGAGACCGCUCAGGGUGUCUCAGGCCUCCUCCGAUUGUUCCAUACCUGGGCGUCCGCUCCUAAGUCGACAUUCUACCUGGUGCAACACAACAAGGAUGUCUUGACCAAGGUCAUCGACUGCCUUGCUGUUGAGUCGGCACGCGAUGAAGUCAAGAUCUUUGUCAUGGAUGAGGUUCUUGUGCCGCUGGUCCAGCAGUCUACCGGAAAAAAGGAUGACGAAGAUAUGGAGAUGUCUGAUAUUCCCCCAGAGCAGAUUCGAUCUGAGGUUCUUUCUCCCUACUUGGAACACGCCCUCUCUCUCCUCGGUCCCCUUCUGAGGGUCGGCCCUCCUUCGAAGCCUGUUCUCUAUUCGGGUGUCAACGCUCUUUCGCUGAUCGCUCCUUGCGUCGAGUCUUCCAAGGAGACCUCAAGCUUGAUAAGCAUUUCCACAUAUCUUCUUCGCCAGCCUCCAGACCGUGUCAGCCCCAAGACCAAGUCUGGUCUCUUGCGCAUUCUCGAGUACUUCCUGCCUCUGUACAACCCCAAGGACGAUGCCAAGCUGUCGCAGCAGGUCUUCGAGGCUGUCUCCUCUAUGUUCGACUACUUCAAGGAUGAUGCAAAUCGAGAGGUUCUGGCACGAGUGUUCUCUGCUCUGGCUACCCAUGACAAGGAACUUGAGGAAAUCGCUGAGUUGUGUGCGGACCUGAACUCACGCUCCAUGAAGAAGCUAGAGCCUGACUACGAACGUCGUCUGCUUGCCUUCCGGAAGGUCAAUGACGAGCUAUCCCAGACUCUCAACGCCAAGCAGUGGAGACCCCUUCUCUACAACAUGCUUUUCCACGUUAAGGACGAAGACGAAUUAGCUGUUCGGUCAAGCGCUUCAUUCGGUCUGAGGCGCUUUGUCGACAAGGCUGCCAAUGAAGUUGGAGUUGAUGAAUUCGAAGCUCUCAUCAAUGAUGUUCUGCUUCCCUCGCUGAAGUUUGGAAUCCGCAACAAGUCAGAAUUGAUUCGCUCUGAGAUCGUCGCGGUUCUUGGUUACUUCGUCAAGUCGAACCCCAGCCGGCCUUCUGUGCAGGAUAUGCAUGUACUCCUCGUCGGCGAUGACGAAGAGGCAUCUUUCUUCAACAACAUUCUGCACAUCCAGCAGCACCGUCGUCUUCGUGCCCUGCGACGUCUGGCUGGCGAGGCUGGCAAGGGCAAUCUUCAGUCGACCAACCUGGGAUCUAUCUUCCUUCCUCUCGUCGAGCACUUCGCAUUCGAGGGAGCAGAGGACGAAGCUGGUCACAACUUGAUUGCUGAAGCUGUUGCGACAAUCGGUGCUCUUGCUGAGUGGCUGGACUGGAGUCAAUUCCGCAACAACUUCCGAAGAUACCGCGGUUACAUGCAGAGCAAGCCUGAAAUGGAGAAGAACAUUCUACGACUUCUCGGUCGGAUGUCCGAUGCUUUGUCUAGCGCAAUCGACCAGAAGAAGGAAUCAGGCAACGAGGCAGAUGGCGAUGCUAUGGAUGUCUCUGAAGUCAAGUGCACUCUUACGAAGACAGUGCCGGAUCACGCAAAGGUCUCAACUGAGCUGACAACUAACUUUAUUCCUUUCCUGACUCACUUCAUCCACCACAAGAAUGAGGCGGAAAUGAGUCUGCGUUUGCCCGCUGCCGUCACUACCAUCAAGCUCUUGAAGAUCCUUACUGAGGAGGAAAUGGCCAUUCGCCUGUCACCCGUUCUCCUUGAUGUAUGCAGUAUCCUGAAGUCCAAGUCACAGGAUGCACGCGAUACCGCUCGGAAAACACUAAGUGACAUUGCUCUUCUGUUGGGCCCUACAUACUUCGGCUACAUACUGAAGGAGCUGCGUCAUACUCUCCUGCGAGGUUACCAGCUACACGUCCUGUCUUUCACUGUUCACUCCCUGCUGGUGGUUACUACCGACCAUUUCAACCCGGGUGAUCUCGAUUACUGCCUAACGGAUCUGGUUUCGGUCGUCAUGGAUGAUACCUUUGGUACCGUCGGUCAAGAAAAAGAGGCCGAGGACUAUGUCAGCAAGAUGAAGGAAGUGAAGAGUAGCAAGAGUUACGAUUCGAUGGAACUCCUUGCUAAGAACGCCACCAUCCGCGAUCUCUCCAACCUCGUGCGACCGCUUCAAGCUCUGUUGCGCGAGAAGCUCAACUCCAACAUGGUCAAGAAGCUCGACGAGCUGAUGAGACGCAUUGGCAUCGGUCUGCUACGGAACCCUGGCGCUGAAAGCCGGGACAUGUUGAUCUUCUGUUUCGAAGUCAUCAAGGAGUCAUAUCUGGAUGAUAACGCGGCUGCCGAUCAGAAUGGCCCCAAGUCUGCGAUUGAAGAGCGAUUCCUUGUGAAGCUCCAGGGCGCGAAGCGUGGCGAGAAACGGGGCAUCACUUCCUCUCACAUUUACAAGCUUACCCGGUUCUCGCUUGAUGUUCUUCGUGCUGUGCUCAACAAGUUUGGAUCGCUGAUGACUGCUACGAACCUGGCUGGCUUCCUGCCUGUCAUUGGUGAUGCGCUGGUGCAGGCCCACGAGGAGGUCAAGAUUUCUGCCCUGCGACUUUUGUCUACGAUUAUCAAGCUUCCUCUGCCAGAGAUUGACCAGAACUCCCAUGUCUAUCUCACCGAGGCUGUGAAGUUGAUCAAGGAGUCGCCCAGCACCAACUCCGAGGCGUCUCAAGCGUCUCUCAAGCUGAUCUCCGCCAUGAUCCGUGAGCGCAAGACCACCAAGCUUCGUGAUGGACACCUUGCCUACCUCCUCGGACGCCUCAAGGCUGACAUCGAGGAGCCGGACCGUCAGGGUAUCACCUUCAACUUCAUUCGUGCCGUCAUGUCGCGCAAAUUUGUCGUUCCCGAGAUGUACGAACUGGUUGACUCUAUUGCCACUAUGAUGGUUACCAACCAGACUCGUUCCGCUCGCGACCUUGCCCGUGGUACCUAUGUUCAUUUCUUGAUCGAGUACCCGCAAGCCAAAAACCGAUGGACCAAGCAACUUGGUUUUCUUGCGAAGAACUUGGACUACAAGCAUCAGGAAGGAAGACAGUCAGUCCUGGAGGCAAUCCAUCUGCUUCUUUCCAAGACUGGCCAGGAGUUGGCGCAGGAAAUCAUCAGCACUUUCUUCCUUCCCGUGGUUCUGGCCAUGGCCAACGAUGAUUCACCCGAGUGCCGUGAGAUGGCCGGUGCUCUGCUGAGCCAAUUCUACAGUCGCGCUGAUCGCGAGAAUAUGAAGACCAUGCUGACGCCGCUCCGCUCAUGGCUCGAGCAGACUGACAACAUGGCCCUCGGCAGUGUCGGCCUGCAGGCUAUGCGUAUCUACUUCGAGGCUGAGGAGACAGAAAAGGACAAGCAAGGCCGCUUCGUUGUCGGUAUUCUACCGGGUCUUAUGAACCCUAUCCUCGCAGCCUACGAAGACGGAAACUGGGAGACACUUUACUUCGCUCUGCAGCUCUUCACCAAGUUGUGCAAGACCGUCCCCGCUCUCGCUCUCAGCCAAGACUGCUCCUCUAUAUGGGCCUCUAUCCGGGAAUCGCUAUUCUUCCCCCACGCCUGGGUCAAGGCCUGCGCGGCAAACCUCGUCGGAACCUGGAUGUCCGACCUCGCCAAGACACACGCCGCUACCGGCUACAGCGCUCUUCCCCUCGCGGGUAGCUCUGGUCUCGUUCUAGACAAGGAAGCCAUGCUCCAGCUCGUCCGUGCCAGUCUCCGCUGCCUGCGCACCCCGGGUAUCACCGAGGAACUGGCGAUGCAAAAUGUGCGCAACCUUGUCUUCCUCGGCCGCUGCUGCGCCCAGAACGGUCUCGAGUUCCCGACGUCCGGAACCGAGGAUGAUGUCGAGUCGGAAGAUGAAGAAGAGGAUGAGAAUGAGGCUGAGGCUGAUGGCGAGGCCGCGACGAACGGCGCCACGCCCGCGAAGACUGCUAUGCACUACAUCUUCGGACAGAUUGCUUCUCUCCUCCGCCGAGAAGUCAUCUCUACCCGUCCUGCAGCACUGGUCCCCAAGUCCGCAUCGAUCACCCUCCUCGCUGCCCUCGCCCGCCACCUGGAAGCCGAGCAGAUUCUGCCCUCACUCCCUGUCAUCCUUUUGCCACUUCAGCACCUGACAGACACAACAAUCCCGGGCCCUCGAUCCACAGACCCAACCUUCCAAGAAACCUACAAGUCGCUCGUCUCGAACUGCCACGAAGUCCUGGACUCGCUGCAGAAGAAGCUCGGUACUUCCGAGUACAUUGCGCAGAUGGCCAAGGUGCAGGAAACUGUCAAGGAGCGCCGUGAAGGUCGACGUGUGAAGCGUCGUAUCGAGGCUGUUGCUGAUCCCGAGAGACACGAGCGUGAUAAGAAGAGGAGGAAUGAUCGCAAGAAGGAGAAGAGAAGAGAGAAGGGGGUUGGAGCAUCGUGGAAAGAGACGUGGCCCGAAUAA
This is a messenger RNA of Penicillium argentinense, 7863 nucleotides long. RefSeq lists its product as uncharacterized. The record is from RefSeq and is a predicted model, not a curated record. The transcript has 2 exons. Bases 1 to 7863 code for a protein of 2620 amino acids. NCBI's taxonomy places the organism in Eukaryota, Fungi, Ascomycota, Eurotiomycetes, Eurotiales, Aspergillaceae. Gene Ontology annotation, cellular component: 90S preribosome; nucleolus; small-subunit processome.